Miscanthus lutarioriparius is the source of this 1158-nucleotide messenger RNA. NCBI's taxonomy places the organism in Eukaryota, Viridiplantae, Streptophyta, Magnoliopsida, Poales, Poaceae. The record is from the annotation of a GenBank genome assembly.
AUGCCGGUGAAGCGGUCGGCGUCCGUGGCGGCGCUGCUCCCGCCAGUCGGCCGCCGCGCGCGGGCCCGCCUCUGCCUCCGCCUCGCCGCGCCGCUCACCUUCGUGCUCCUCUUCGUGGCGCUGCUCCACACCCAGCCGCUCCUGGGCGUCCCGCCCGCCGCGCCGCCGCCCUCCGCGGGGCCCGCUAAGGUCGCCUUCCUCUUCCUCGUCCGCGCGGGGGUGCCGCUCGACUUCCUCUGGGACGCCUUCUUCCGCAACGGCGAGGAGGGGAGAUUCUCGGUGUACGUGCACUCCGCGCCGGGGUUCCAGCUCGACCGCACCACCACGGGAUCGCCAUACUUCUACGGGCGGCAACUUGCGAGGAGCGUCAAGGUGGUGUGGGGCGAGGCCACCAUGGUCGAGGCAGAGAGGAUGUUGUUUGCUGCCGCGCUUCAGGAUCCCGCGAACCAGCGCUUUGUUUUGCUCUCUGAUAGCUGUGUUCCUCUCUACAAUUUCAGCUCCAUAUAUACUUACUUGAUGGCUUCACCUAAAAGUUUUGUAGACAGCUUCGUGGACAAGACGGAGAAGCGUUAUAAUCAAAAAAUGUCUCAUGUCAUUCCAAAGGAUAAAUGGAGGAAAGGAUCUCAGUGGGUAGUAUUAAUCAGAAAACAUGCUGAAGUUGUUGUUGGUGACAAAAAUGUAUUAAAUGUAUUCAGAAGACAUUGCGAGAUGGUAGUAACCAAGAGCUUGCGUGGACGAAGGCCAAAUGCUAGACGACUGGGGUUCCCCUUUCGGAGAAAGCAGAAAGGAGUAGCUCAACAGGAGCAUGAUUGUAUUCCAGAUGAACAUUAUGUGCAGACAUUAUUUUCUAUCAAAGGUCUUGAAGAUGAACUGGAGAGAAGAACUUUGACCUAUACCUCAUGGAACCAAUCAUCAAAUCCGAAAGACAAAAUGACUUGGCAUCCUAUGAAAUUUGAGUAUGAUACAUCUAGCCCUGAGCAUAUCAAUGCUAUCAAGUCCUCACUCACCGUUUUGAUGGGUCAGAUACUGUUCACAAUUAGUACCAGCCUCAAUGGGAGCUGUAUCAUUUGCAGCAGUAGCUACAGAGACAUGGAGUAUCAGAGUAUUGACAGUAACCAGACUGCGCUUAGACAGUUAAGAGGACUUAAAGAGGGUUGA